AUGGUCAAAGGGUUUAAAUUAAAGGAAUUACUGAGUCGUCAAAAGGAGACUGAGAAGGCAAUCAAGGAAGAACAAGUCAAGAAUGAAAAGAAGGCAAAUGAAUUAAAGAAGGCUGAACCUACUAUUGUUACCAAUGUUGAUUUGGAUAGAGCCAUUGAAAGGAAGAAGAAGAAAGCAGAAGAAGAUGAACUGGCUAGAAUUAAAGCCAUCGAAGAAGGUAAGGAAUACAAGAGUGAGGCACUUUCUAAGAAAGAAAAGAGGAUGGUAAAGAAACUCUUAAAACGUGAAGCUGAGGAACAACCAAACGAAGAUGAAGAAGAGCAAGAAGAAGAAGAAGAAGAAGAAGAAGAAGAAACUUUAGAUCUUGAAAGAUUGGCAAAGAGUGACUCUGAAUCUGAAUCUGACGAUGAGGAAGAAGAAGAACAAGAAGAAAAGGACGAAGAAGAACAAGACGAAGAAGAAGAAGAAGAGGAAGACGUCCCACUUUCUGAUGUUGAAUUUGAUUCUGAUGCUGAUGUUGUUCCACAUCAUAAAUUAACUGUUAAUAAUACAAAGGCAAUGAAGCACGCUCUGGAACGUGUUCAAUUACCAUGGAAGAAACACUCAUUCCAAGAACAUCAAACCGUCACCUCAGCUACCAACACUGACGAAGGUAUUAAAGAUAUAUAUGAUGAUACUGAAAGAGAAUUGGCCUUCUACAAGCAAUCUUUGGAAGCCGUUCAAGAAGCUCGUGAUGAACUGAAAAGAUUAAAAGUACCAUUUAAGAGACCAUUGGACUAUUUUGCUGAAAUGGUUAAGAAUGAUGAACAUAUGGAUAAGAUCAAGGGUAAACUAGUAAGGGAAGCCUCUGAAAAGAAGGCUCGUGAAGAUGCCAGAAAGCAAAGAAAUUUGAAGAAAUUUGGUAAACAAGUGCAAAUGGCCACUCUACAAAAACGUCAACUUGAAAAGAGAGAUACUCUAGAGAAGAUUAAAUCACUAAAGAAGAAGAGAAAGGAUAACGUAAUUGGCGAUUCUGAUUUCAACGUUGGUAUUGAAGAAGAAGUGAAUGAAAAACCUGCUAGAGGUGACCGUCGUGGUGGUAAUCACAAGAGAGAUGCUAAGAAUGCCAAAUACGGUCAUGGUGGUAUGAAGAGAUUCAAGAGAAAGAAUGAUGCGGAAUCUUCCAAUGAUAUAACCGGUUUCUCCCACAAGAGAAUGAAGGGUAGACCAGGAAAGAGUAAGCGUUCCAGAAGACAUUGA
Naumovozyma castellii is the source of this 1239-nucleotide messenger RNA. It is a transcript of the gene EBP2, whose product is annotated as Ebp2p. The transcript has a single exon. The record is from RefSeq and is a predicted model, not a curated record. Lineage: Eukaryota; Fungi; Ascomycota; Saccharomycetes; Saccharomycetales; Saccharomycetaceae. Bases 1 to 1239 code for a protein of 412 amino acids.